GAAACUGAAACUAGAAACUCUGAUGCUGAUUGGCCACUUAGAGGCAAUCUGAAAGGGCUAUAAAAAACCAGCCUGAGGACUGUUACCUCACUGCUGCUCCCUUCUAGCAGCAGGCUCCAUCCAGGCAGGAAGAUUCUUUCUCUGCUCUCCUCCAAGAUAUGGUGACAAAGCCUUGAGCUGCGCCACCAUGCGGCAGAAGGCAGUAUCGCUCUUCCUAUGCUACCUGCUACUCUACACCUGCGGCUGCUGCGAGGAGGAAGACGAAAAAAGAUACUCAGAGGAAAACAGCGACUCGAGCUUCUGGGGCAUGGUGACCUACAUGGCCGUCGGAGGCGGACUCAUGGCCGCGGCACUGCCCAUGCUGGGCUUCGCGAGCACCGGCAUCGCCGCCAACUCGUUGGCCUCCUCACUGAUGAGCUGGUCGGCCGUGGCGAACGGAGGUGGAGUGCCGGCCGGGGGGCUGGUGGCCACGCUGCAGAGCCUGGGCGCUAGCGGUGGCAGUGCCCUCAUGGCCAAGAUCGGGGCCUUUCUGGGCUAUACUGUCCACAAGCAAGUCGAAAGCAGACGGAAAGAGCGAGAGGAGAAGACGUAGCCAGCCCCUGCCUGGAAGCCCCGCCUUCCUCCUUGUCUUCCUUUUCCAGCUGCAGUCCAGAGCUUCCUCUGUCACACUUGGCAAUGACUGAGGUAAAAAAAAACACACACACACAGAAUAAACGUCUCUCAGAAAACACUCA
Molecule: messenger RNA, 734 nt
Organism: Bubalus bubalis (water buffalo)
Lineage: Eukaryota; Metazoa; Chordata; Mammalia; Artiodactyla; Bovidae
Gene: IFI6
Product: interferon alpha inducible protein 6
Exons: 5
Coding region: 188-592 (134 amino acids)
Biological process (GO): negative regulation of mitochondrial depolarization; negative regulation of extrinsic apoptotic signaling pathway in absence of ligand; apoptotic signaling pathway
Cellular component (GO): membrane; mitochondrion
Source: RefSeq, a predicted model, not a curated record